CUACAUUCCAUGCGCGCCGCCGACAAAUAAACUCGCCCUGCCACAGCGAACCAGCUGCUUCUACGUGCCGUCGACAAUUGUCACUGUUGCGCAAAAAUGUCCUACUACGACAUUGACGCAAUCCUCACUGACGCGCAAAAAGUGCCCACAACCUUUGAGCUGGACAUUCCCUCUCUCGGCUACCUUGACAAUGCCGCUGGGCAUACGCUCAAAUCCGGGACACGAGUCGACCUCCCUCUCUGGCUCAGCGAGAUGCUGGCCGUGUCCGCGACCGCGACAUCCAAGACUCCGUCCCGCUCCCUCGUGACGCUGGACCUGCCAGCAGCGCUCAGCACGCGCGUCAUGAACGCGCUGAAGGCGGAUCCGAAAUCCGUGGACCUGCGGGCGCUGGCCCAGAAUUUCUACGGGCUGGGCGAGCGCCUCCUGGAGCUGUUCGAGGAGGACGAGCUGUGCGACGUGCUCAUGGAUAGCUGGCGCAAGAGGGCCGCAGAAAUUAGUGACCAUGCGAGUCAUGUUGGGCAGGGAAAGGGCGCCGGCGGCGGUGUUGGAAGUGGUGAUUCAGUGGAAUUUUUGAGGGGCUUGGAUGAGUGGGAAAGGGAUCUUUUUAGGAGGUGCCAUGAUAGUGGAAAGGCUAUGAAGGUGUGGAUGGGGGAGAUGAAGAAGAAAUAGGGAUACUAUGGCUGCUUAUUGGGUCUAUGAUACAGGGAUGCGAGGGAGUAAUCUGGGACCAUUACGGGCUGGGCAUUGGGAGGAAGCAUCGGGAAGCAUUGGGAAGCAUUGGGGUGCAUUGGGGAGCAUUAUACCACCGGCGUAUGGGAUCUGAUCAUGUGGCAUUAACAAGAAGCGGCAUACAUCUAAGAUCAUCGUUACAUUGUUGCUUUCUGCUUCUCGCUCACGGACUACUUUCCUCGAUGUCUGAAGCAUCUUACGACAUUCCAUAUAAGAACGGUUCGGAAAACAUGGCGGGGAAGAAGAGUGGAAAGCCUCAGGUAACGGGCGGCCCUUGAAAGAGGCUACUGGAUGAACUGAAGAUUUCUAGAUUUAAAAGGUCGUGGC
Amorphotheca resinae ATCC 22711 is the source of this 1056-nucleotide messenger RNA. RefSeq lists its product as hypothetical. The transcript is spliced from 2 exons. Gene Ontology annotation, biological process: mitotic DNA replication initiation. Bases 97 to 669 code for a protein of 190 amino acids. The record is from RefSeq and is a predicted model, not a curated record. NCBI's taxonomy places the organism in Eukaryota, Fungi, Ascomycota, Leotiomycetes, Helotiales, Amorphothecaceae. Gene Ontology annotation, cellular component: GINS complex.